AUGGUAGUGGAGAAGGAUCCUCGAGCCGCACUGCUUAGCGGCGUGCAGCAAUUACUGCUGCGGCACAAUAUCCAUGCGCAUGUGGAUAGCCCUUGCCUAUCUGGCCUGCCCCCGAAGCAGUCUAAGACCAAGAAGUCCGCCGAAGCACGGUUCGAGUUGACGAUCACGGCGAUGACGGCGGACGUGAACAACGCGCUCGCCACCAGCGACCUCGCAACUGACGCUCUCGUGCAAGGCGUGUGUAAGACAAUGGCCGAUGUUGUGCGGCGGCCCAUCUUCUACCACACCGGGAACGGCAAGGGCGAGUCUGGCGUCGUUAAUCCGGACGAGAAGCGAUCUGACGCUCACCUCCACGUAUCCGUGAAGUAUUCCGAGGCCGGCUCGGCUGAGCUUCACCGCGGUGGCGGCGGAACUGUGAAGCGCCGCAAGCGGUACUUCUUCAGCGUCGAAAACAAGACUACUUCCCGCCACUCGUGGUCCACAAGCCUCUCGCCUUGGUCAUCCCCCCUCUCGACUUCGACGACAAAGUCGAGCGUCCUAAUGUCGUUGUCGACAUCGUCCGACUCCUCGCUGCAGACGCCGACCACGCCUAUCGCGGUUCACUCGCCGCUGCUUGGACUUGUAUUCGACAAAGCAUAGGGCGUUACUCGAGGGCGGGCUGGCCGUGAUCUUGCCACUGUCUUUCGUCACUACACACACGUCCACAAUAAUAACACUGUAUUUACCGCGCGUCCACUCGACCCACCAUCCAAGAAUCCAUUGUCAGCACCGCCUUGCGUG
Cutaneotrichosporon oleaginosum is the source of this 780-nucleotide messenger RNA. RefSeq lists its product as uncharacterized. NCBI's taxonomy places the organism in Eukaryota, Fungi, Basidiomycota, Tremellomycetes, Trichosporonales, Trichosporonaceae. The record is from RefSeq and is a predicted model, not a curated record.